Molecule: messenger RNA, 1121 nt
Organism: Neltuma alba
Lineage: Eukaryota; Viridiplantae; Streptophyta; Magnoliopsida; Fabales; Fabaceae
Product: transcription factor bHLH149-like
Exons: 1
Coding region: 293-901 (202 amino acids)
Biological process (GO): regulation of DNA-templated transcription
Molecular function (GO): protein dimerization activity
Source: RefSeq, a predicted model, not a curated record
CAGAAGGCAAUAACUGGGGGGAGCCGGGGCAGGACGCGUGGUUCCCCGUGAAUUGCUUUCAUACUCUCUCUUUCUUUCCUUGUCUACAAAUACUCAUUCAAACUCUCACCCCGACUUUCCCAUCCUUCCUUCUUGUUCUUCUUCUUUAUUUCUCAUUCUGUUUCGAUUCAACACGAUUCUCUUCCAUUCUCAUCUCUCCUCUCUGUUCCAUUUCACUCCUUUCUAGUACCAGAUUUCUGUUCCUCUCGCUAACAAGGGCCUGGCUGCGGCAGGAUUCGCUGUUUCCGCGUAUAUGGCGAUUUUGCAGCCCGACUUAGAUUCUAUUCAUUCCGAUCCGUUGCCACCAUCCAGUCUUAAACGGCCCACCGAUUUUGGGGCCGAUCCUAGCCAUCAAAGUUCUCUCCACCCCGUACGGUGGAGAUCCGACACGGAGCGCCGGAUCUACUCAUCCAAGCUCGUCGAAGCUCUGCGCCAUGUCCUCCGCCGCAGUCCUUCUCUCCCGCCCAAACCUAGCGGCGGUCGUGAAAUUCGUGAGACGGCUUAUAGAGUUCUAGCCACGACGGCCAAGGGGAGAACUCGAUGGAGUCGAGCGAUUCUGGCCUCUCCGCUCGGCCGUUGGAGAUUCCAGAGGCAACACAAGAAGGUGAAGAAGAUGACAAGAGGAUUGAAGAAGCCGGAGAUUAGGAAAGAGAGAAAGAGGUUGCCUGCUUUGCAGAAGAAAGCGCGCGCUUUAGGCCGAUUAGUUCCUGGUUGCCGUAAGGUCUCCUUUCCAAAUCUUCUGGAAGAAACCACUGAUUAUAUACCGGCGUUGGAGAUGCAAGUUCGAGUAAUGACGGCACUCACCGAACUGCUUACCGGUAGUAGCGCACCGGCCGAUCGAAUCGAGGGGCCUCGACCGUAAAACGUUGAACUGACCCCAUUAUUCAGCCUGGGCUUAUGGCGCCAGGUGUUUUUUUUUUCCUUCUUUUUUUCCCCUCUCCCUCUUUCCUCUCUAGUAUUGGUUUUUAAAUUCAUGUAUUUUAUUGUGUAUAUGAUGGCUUUUCUUCCUUUCUGAGUAUUAAGAUGCCCUAUCGCAAGUCUUAACCACCUUUUUAAUUUAUUUAUGUUCCCUAUUCUUUAAA